Megachile rotundata (alfalfa leafcutting bee) is the source of this 378-nucleotide messenger RNA. RefSeq names its product Glutamate receptor IB (gene GluRIB). Gene Ontology annotation, molecular function: ligand-gated monoatomic ion channel activity. Gene Ontology annotation, cellular component: membrane. NCBI's taxonomy places the organism in Eukaryota, Metazoa, Arthropoda, Insecta, Hymenoptera, Megachilidae. The record is from RefSeq and is a predicted model, not a curated record.
CGUCGUGCGACGAUUUUUCACGGUGUCGUGUCUUCUACCCUCGGAAACAACAGCAGGAACGUUAAAACGUCACGGAUCGCCAGGCCCAUGUCCACCCUGAACGUCAUGACCACCGCGUUCACCGUGCUCUUGGUUCUACUGCCAGCUGCCUACCCGGACAAGAUCUCCAUCGGUGCAAUUUUUGAGCAGGGCACCGACGAAGUUCAGUCAGCCUUCAAAUUUGCGAUGUUCAACCACAACCAGAAUACAACUCGCAAGUUUGACUUGCAGGCUUUCGUAGACGUAAUUAAUACCGCGGAUGCCUACAAACUAUCCCGCCUCACUGUGACACACUUCGUGCGUCAUCUAUUACAUCAUACAACUGGCAUAUUAAUUUGA